This is a messenger RNA of Manis pentadactyla (Chinese pangolin), 4084 nucleotides long. RefSeq names its product transmembrane and coiled-coil domain family 3 (gene TMCC3). Gene Ontology annotation, cellular component: endomembrane system. The record is from RefSeq and is a predicted model, not a curated record. Lineage: Eukaryota; Metazoa; Chordata; Mammalia; Pholidota; Manidae. The coding region runs from base 1601 to 2941 and encodes 446 amino acids. The transcript has 4 exons.
GGUGUGCUUCUGCAUUAGCUAUCCUUCCCUUUUUGUUGAUGUCCCUCUGGAGCCCUCAGGGGUAAGUAUGAAACGUCUUGGGAGGCAGCCCUGUUUGCAGACCUGAGCACUGUGCAGGAGCAGCCCAGGCCAUGACUGAGUUGUGCCUGGCAUCCUGGGGAGUAAGGCAAGUGCACUGACAUUGUGCUGGGGCCCAGAUUGCUGCAGGGACGGCACAGCGUCAGCUUUUGGUGUCUGUCCAGGGCUUAGGCUUUUCCUUAGCCUUUGUUCCAGAACAUUGAGGUGACAGUGGAAAUGUUUCUGCUGUCAGAAGGAAAACAUAAUUAGGAAUGGCUUUUCAUUAGGAUGCUGGAGAUCUGCCUUUCAUGUAAGGUAAUAAGAGCCAAGUAAUUCCAGAAGAACAGAAGGGAUCAUUUUUAGCAGUCAUUUUUUAAAACAGCAUCUGUUUUGCCAAAUAAUUCAUGUUCAUUUUUUUUUAGUUGGAAAAGACAAAAGCGUAAUAAAAAGAAUGACUCCUCUUAACCCCACUGUGUAACAAUAACCAUUGUUAACACUUUGGAGCUUGUUCACCUUUCAGUUUUUACAUAUGUACCUUUUUAAAUGAAACUGCGAUGGUAACAAUAGCAAACCUUUACUGUAACCAUUCUCUUUACCAGGAAUUCCUUAUGCACUUUAUGAGCAUUAUUUCAUGUGUUCCUCACAACUCUUUAAAGAAUCAGUAUCUCCAUUUUACAGAAGAGGAAACCAAGGCACAGAGAGGCUAAGUCAUUUUUCCAAGGUCGUACAGCUCCUAAGAGCUGUGCCAAAUGGAAACCAAAGCAAUCUGUCUCCAGAGCCCAAGGUCUUGACUAGUCUGUGAUAUCAUCUCAUAGUAAAAAAAAGCUUUAAUUCCAUUUCAUGGGUUUUGCAGUGUUAGCCCUGCAUUGUCUAGUUAUGUCUCCUUACUCCGUAGCUGGGAACUCAAACCCCACAGAUGUGACUGGAUUUAUCUAUGAAUCCAUAGCCAGUUAAUGUUUGUGCCCAAACUGGAACAUCCGGCUCCUGAACCACACAGUCCACGUGCACGUUGACUCCAGGUGACCCAUGAACCUUUGCCCUCCUCCCUGAGCUGUGCUGUGCGGUAGACCUCAGGACCAAAUGCAGAUUAAAUUGAGGUCUCUCACAGCUUUCUUCCAAGCAUGUAUACAGAAUUUCAGUUUGAAUUCAGGGAUGUAUGGGCAUCUAGUGAUGAUGUGUAUAGCUGGCUCUUAAUUUAUCCUGCAGAGCUAGGGCUAUAAAGCUGAAAGGUGUGGCCCAGCAAUGGUUCCAACUUUCUACCCUUGUCAAACACUUUUCACUGAGAUUUGCUGACAAGCAGUAAGAUUGAUUGCUUUGAGCUUUUAAUGCUGUUGCUUUCCCCAACCUGGGCUCUUGAGAACAUGCCAAGCAUUGUUGUAACUUUAAAGUAAGCCAAAAGUCAGCCAGCCAUCUGUGCGUAAACAUUCCUUUGUAUAUGAGGCUGCCCUGUCCCAGCGGUCUGCAAGAGAAUGAGACUCCGGAGUUGGAUGGCCAGCUGCAGUGGGGUUGAGAAUUAAAGAAGGAACAGGUAGAACGUCAUGACAUGAACACCCUAAGUCUGCCUUUGAACAUACGCCGAGGCGGGUCAGACACCAACCUCAACUUUGAUGUACCAGAUGGCAUCCUGGACUUCCACAAGGUCAAACUUAGUGCAGACAGCCUGAAACAGAAAAUUCUAAAGGUAACAGAGCAGAUAAAAAUCGAGCAAACGUCCCGCGAUGGGAAUGUUGCAGAGUAUCUGAAACUGGUCAACAGUGCGGACAAGCAGCAGGCUGGCCGUAUCAAGCAAGUCUUUGAGAAGAAGAAUCAGAAAUCAGCUCACUCCAUUGCCCAGCUGCAGAAGAAGUUAGAACAGUAUCAUAGGAAGCUCAGGGAGAUAGAACAGAACGGGGCCUCCCGAAGCUCGAAGGACAUCCCCAAAGACAGCCUGAAGGACAUCCAGCCCUCUCUGAAAGAUGCCCAGGCGAAGUCUCGGACGGCCCCCCACAGCAUGGAGAGCAGUAAGUCGGGCAUGCCCGGGGUCUCCCUCACGCCGCCAGUGUUCGUCUUCAGUAAGUCCAGGGAGUUUGCCAAUUUGAUCCGGAAUAAGUUUGGCAGUGCCGACAAUAUUGCCCACUUAAAAAAUUCCUUAGAGGAGUUUAGGCCCGAGGCAAGUCCCAGGGCCUACGGGGGCAGCGCCACCGUUGUGAACAAACCUAAGUACGGCAGCGACGACGAGUGUUCGAGCGGCACGUCGGGCUCCGCCGACAGCAGCGGGAACCAGUCCUCGGGGGCGGGCGGAGCCGGCCUGCCCUACGGCCGGGGGAAGCUCGCCAUGAUUCUGGAGGAGCUGAGGGAGAUCAAGGACACCCAGGCCCGGCUGGCCGAGGACAUCGAGGCGCUGAAGGUGCAGUUUAAGAGAGAAUAUGGUUUUAUUUCUCAGACCCUGCAAGAGGAGAGAUACAGGUACGAGAGAUUGGAAGACCAGCUCCACGAUCUGACGGACCUGCACCAGCAUGAGACGGCCAACCUGAAGCAGGAGCUGGCCAGCAUCGAGGAGAAAGUGGCCUACCAGGCCUAUGAGCGUGCGCGGGACAUCCAGGAAGCCUUGGAAUCCUGCCAGACUCGCAUUUCUAAGCUGGAGCUCCACCAGCAAGAGCAGCAGGCUCUGCAGACGGAUGCUGUGAAUGCCAAAGUCCUCCUGGGGAAGUGCAUAAACGUGAUCCUGGCCUUCAUGACUGUGGUCUUAGUGUGCGUGUCCACCAUCGCCAAGUUUGUCUCGCCCGUGAUGAAGAGCCGCUUCCACCUUCUCGGCACCUUCUUUGCUGUGACUCUUCUUGCAAUAUUUUGUAAAAACUGGGACCAUAUUCUGUGUGCCAUAGAAAGGGUCAUCAUACCAGGAUGAAGCCUCUGGUUCCUGUCUUCAAGUUCUUUCACGUUUUCAUUUUAAAGAAAACUUUGCGCAUACUACCAAAUUUUGAAAUGGACAGUUUUGCUGACUAAAGGUGACAGGGCGGCCUGGGGCUGUGCACUGUAAAUAACCACGGGACUCUUACCCUGGUCACAGUUGCCAGCUCAGUCCCUGUACUUGGAUAACAUAAAUCUGUUUCAGAGCUGUCCCCUUGCUGCUCACUGCCUUAAUCAGACCAGAGCUCCUGCCCACCUGACAUGCCAAGCAUGGUAAACCUCUAGUUAUUGAGCACUUGGCAUAAUUAGUAAUCCAGAAGAAAUGAGAUUUUAAGUCUCUGUUAGGUCUCUCUCAAAAGUGAGCUUCAUUGUCACUAGCAGUUGUGUUUCCAAGUCCUGUGUGCAGCAAGGAUGUGCCUCGACUUUGGGAAGGAAGGAAGCCCAGGUGUUGGCCUUGCUGAGCACUCAUGGCCUGUGGAAGGACAGUAAAUCCCACGUAAUCCACCCGCUUGUCCACAGACGACCGUAGGUCCUGUAUGUAUUCAGUGUCCACAGUGAUCAAUUGUGUGUGACCCUCCAUAACAUGGAAACCUUACAACACACCUGUUUAUCUAUCAAAAGCCUAACUUAUAUGUUCUGUUGCACUUUAAAUGGUAAGACACGAGGAUUUUUGAACCUGAUUUUUGCCACCUUAUACCCAGGGACCUGCACACUUGAUUUCAUCUUAAGUGGCUAUGAGUGCCCUGCCUUCAAAGCAUGUAGAAAUGCUUCUAAAUCCCUCAUCAACUAUGGCUUUACCAUUAGUUUGAGGGCCUAUAAGCACCUCUCUGGAGGUUUGUGUUUGGGCAAAACUGAAUUGUGAUAAAGCCCCUUUGAAGAUGGGGUUCACUUUGUUUCCUGGUCUGUGCGGGAUUGCAGAGCACUUGGCAAAUGAAAACAAAUGAUGCUCCUGUUGCUGGUUUUUUUCUUUUUUUUUCAUGGACAACAAAGUCAUAGUUUAUAAAACUGAAGUGCAUGAGGUAGGAGCCCUGGAGGCAGAGGCGGCUGUGACGGGAUCUCACUGAAGGCCACUGCAUCACUGGGAGCACUUCACCCGGAUGAGGACUGACAGCAUCCUCUUAGGACCCUGAAAGAUCUGCAG